Messenger RNA from Iphiclides podalirius (scarce swallowtail), 510 nucleotides. The record is from the annotation of a GenBank genome assembly. Lineage: Eukaryota; Metazoa; Arthropoda; Insecta; Lepidoptera; Papilionidae.
AUGCCCUUGUUAGAAUCAUGCUGGUCACCAUGUAUUUGGUCCUCAACGGUGAAAUCCGGCAGCAGAGCCGUAGCUGUGUACACUGCAGCAAUGAGCAUAAUAUUAAUAACUUUCAUUGCGUAUCAAAUGGAUGGCGGUGAUUCCACACAACUUUGGAACCCAUUGUUUGAAGCUGAUGUUAGAGGAUCUCUACAAUUGUUUGGAAUAAUCUUUAUAGUAAUACUUGUAAUUCUCAUCAUAUCAUCCAUAUUUAUGGUGAUUGGUAUUAAUAUAUGGAUGAGAGGUUUUAUUUUGCCAUGGCUCAUCACAAUGGGACUCAUUAUACUAUUCCAAUUUAUAUUUGGUCUGUGGCUACUUGGCGGAUACUAUAUUUAUCUGGAUGCUACAUUUGCUGCCCUUGUAGACUUUCUCUGGAUGGCAUAUAAUAUAUACUGCUGGCUGUGCGUAUUCUCACAAUACCAGAUUAUACUGGAUAUGCAGUCACCCAAUAUCGAAAUCUUAGUUGAGUAC